UUAAAUAUCUUGAGCACCUGAACAGGGGAUAAACACUUCAACGAGAGGGAGAUCGAUAGUAUUGUUGCUUUCUUCCUUCUGAUCUGGUCUCUGAAAGACACUUUCGAGGACCGUGGAAACCCCCCUUACCCGUCGGUUGUCUUCUCUCUCUCUCACGCAUGGCUGAUGCUUAUUGGAGGUACGGCGACUCACGGCAGCCGCCGUCGCAGUCGAUCCCCCAGAUUGUCGGAAAACGCUCCCGCUCCGACUACGAUAUCCCUAGUGGUCAUGAUCUGCCCAGCUAUUUUUCUCGUGAUGAUGAUAGAGGAACGCUUCGCGGAAUUAGAGAUACCGACUCCAUUGGAGCGUCCUAUGAUCGUUACCUUCGCAGUGCACAAGUUUCUUCUUAUGGUGGUGGACAAUCUGCUAGACCACUUGGUGGGGGAUUAUCGAGUCAUGCUGUCGAUGAUCCACGAAUUGUGGGUAUUGGGAGUGUGGAACAAGGUACUACUGUGAAGGACCGAACCUUGGGAUUUGGAGGUGGAAGGCCUGAGGUUCCCCUUCCUCCUGAUGCUUCCAGUACACUAUUUGUUGAGGGCUUGCCCUCCAACUGUACACGACGGGAAGUGGCUCAUAUCUUUCGCCCUUUUGUUGGUUACAAAGAAGUGAGACUCGUAAGCAAGGAAUCGAGACAUCCUGGGGGAGAUCCACUGGUACUUUGUUUUGUCGAUUUUGUAAGUCCAGCCCAUGCUGCCACUGCCAUGGAUGCAUUGCAAGGUUAUAUCUUUGAUGAGCAUGACCGUGACUCGGUCAGUUUAAGGUUGCAAUUUGCUCGCUAUCCUGGUGCGAGGUCAGGUGGCGGGCAUCGUGGCAAGCGUUGACUUUGCAGUUUUGCAGGUGAUAAACGUUAUUUUCCACCCGUUCGGCUGUUUAUUAUUCAUGACCGAUAGGUGCUGACUAAGAAAACUUCUUUAUAAAACGAUAGAUUGCGCUAAAUCAUGGAACGACGCUUCUCUGUAGGAUUCGCUCGAAUAUGGGAGGUAUGAGAUGAGGGGCAAUGCAACAGCCUUGCCGUUUCGUGAAUUACAAGCGCUUUUGUUAGGAACAACUUGAACUUUGCAGUUUUCGUUGAGUCUGGGGCGAUUGCUAGAGAUUUGGAGUGUGCUUUUCUAUUUUUGAAUUCUGUGAACUAUUUCUGCGUUUAAUUACUAAAGAAUGUUUCCAAAUACUGCUAUAUUUAUCCGUAGUUGGAGAUGGUGUAAACUUAUAUGUUGUCCCGCCUCUCAGGCCUAAUAUAUGUUUUGACAUAUAUUUCUAGCAAUGGAAGUGUGGUGAUCAUUAAAAUA
Molecule: messenger RNA, 1325 nt
Organism: Juglans microcarpa x Juglans regia
Lineage: Eukaryota; Viridiplantae; Streptophyta; Magnoliopsida; Fagales; Juglandaceae
Product: RNA-binding protein 1-like
Exons: 6
Coding region: 159-860 (233 amino acids)
Molecular function (GO): mRNA binding
Source: RefSeq, a predicted model, not a curated record